ACUGAAACACUGUGUCUACUGUAAGUUGAGUUCAACACUUGGACAAGGUUCCACAGUUCACAGUUUGUCAAUAAAUGAUAAACCAGCUCCGCUUACGUCAAUAAAUAAUUAAGUUCAACAAAAAACGAAAUUAGUUUUCUUUUAAUUAAUCAUUGGACCGUGUUUUGCGUAGUUUCGAUAACACAUUUACAGCCGUUCUCGUUUCUCAACACAAAAAAUAAACAGCGAACAGAAACCAGAAUGUGGCAACCUGAAGAAUUCCGCCCCCUUUUAUCCCCCACAGCAGACGUGGUCGCGGCUAACGAAUGGUUAAAGUCAUCCAUCCAUAAACUUGACCUCUUGACCCAUUCCAAACUCAAAAUCCGCUACAAUCCUGAAGAAUAUAUUGCCAUCGACGAUACAACUGGACCGUUGUGGAACAUCACAACGUGGAAGAACAAACCAGAGCUGAACAUUAAGAACGAUGAUGCUGAAGACGAUAUUUAUUAUCCUGAAGAGAACGAUGUCGACCGUAAACCGGACCACGUGACAGUACGGCCACCCCAACCAACGUAUCCUGCCCCCGCCCCCCGGGACACUCCUGUCCAUUUGGCCCGUCUAGCAGUGAACUCUCGACCUCGACACCCGCACGUGCGGGAAACCCGGGUCGAAAACUUCUUCCAGCCGAAAGAUAUCGGCACGUUCUAUUCAAAGAGGAACUUGUAUAAGUUGAAAGAAUGGAUUCACGGAGAUUACUAGCCAAGAAAAGCAUCCCCGAUUGUUUACCGAUUUUUGGAAUGAACGCGUUCGGAUUUUUUAAAACUUUUUUUUUGUAUUUAAUGAUUUAUUUCUAGAAUAAUUUUUUUCUGUUGCUUGUACAUAUUAAUUAUUUUCUUUUGUUUUUGCAAUAAAUUCAUACAAGUCGUGCAAUAUCAAUUAACUGUUA
This is a messenger RNA of Folsomia candida, 925 nucleotides long. RefSeq lists its product as uncharacterized. Lineage: Eukaryota; Metazoa; Arthropoda; Collembola; Entomobryomorpha; Isotomidae. The record is from RefSeq and is a predicted model, not a curated record. Bases 241 to 738 code for a protein of 165 amino acids. The transcript has 4 exons.